Acipenser ruthenus (sterlet) is the source of this 1572-nucleotide messenger RNA. Its product is annotated as tricarboxylate transport protein, mitochondrial-like. Bases 133 to 1215 code for a protein of 360 amino acids. Gene Ontology annotation, biological process: mitochondrial citrate transmembrane transport. The transcript is spliced from 9 exons. The record is from RefSeq and is a predicted model, not a curated record. Lineage: Eukaryota; Metazoa; Chordata; Actinopteri; Acipenseriformes; Acipenseridae.
CAUAUAUAGCUGUCAUUUGUGUCUGUGAUUUCCUUGGUGUUGGUUCUAGUUGCAUUGUCUUUACGCAGCGCAUUCACUCCGUUGUGUUUCUGUUAAAUUCAAUAUAUAGAUGUGUGUUUCAGCCAAGACCUAAUGUCGUCUUUAAGAAAGCCGUUCACAGUAAGCGAGGGACCCUGCAGCGUGAGACCGGGAUGCUCACGCCCUACCGCGGCACUGGACCCCAGUCGGGUUCGGGGUUUGGUCCCGGCCGCCGCUGAUAGACUGGCUGGUUCUGGCGGUUCGGUACCUGGGUUGGACCCGAGGAGAAGAGUGUUGACUGCAGCGGCUGCCGGGCGAGGGAAGGUGACUCACCCGGGCAAAGCUAUAUUAGCAGGUGGACUGGCCGGUGGUAUUGAGAUCUGUAUCACCUUCCCCACGGAGUACGUGAAAACCCAGCUCCAGCUCGAUGAGAGAGCCAACCCACCGCGCUACCGAGGGAUCGGUGACUGUGUGAAGCUGACUGUGCGGGACCAUGGGGUCAGGGGGCUGUACCGGGGCCUGAGCUCUCUGCUGUACGGGUCCAUCCCUAAAUCAGCUGUCAGGUUCGGGAUGUUUGAGCUCCUCAGUAACCAGGCCCGGGAUGGCAGUGGGAAGCUGGAUAACACUCGCAGCCUGCUGUGUGGCCUGGGCGCCGGGGUGGCGGAGGCUGUGAUGGUGGUCUGCCCCAUGGAGACUGUCAAGGUGAAGUUCAUCCAUGACCAGUGCUCCUCCAACCCCAGAUACAGAGGGUUCUACCACGGCGUGCGGGAGAUCAUUCGAGACCAGGGGCUGCGUGGGACGUACCAGGGGCUGACAGCCACAGUGCUGAAACAAGGAUCCAACCAGGCCAUUCGCUUCUACGUGAUGACAUCUUUUCGCAACUGGUACAAAGGUGACGACCCCCACAGAGAGAUGAACCCCUUCGUGACGGCCGCGUUCGGAGCCACCGCGGGGGCAGCCAGCGUCUUCGGAAACACCCCCCUCGAUGUCAUCAAGACCAGGAUGCAGGGUUUGGAGGCUCACCGGUAUAAGAGCACCCUGGACUGUGCUUACCAGAUCCUGCGCAACGAGGGACCCCAGGCGUUUUACAAGGGGACUGUCCCGCGGCUGGGCAGGGUGUGCCUGGACGUGGCCAUCGUUUUCGUCAUCUAUGAGGAGGUGGUGAAACUGCUCAACAAAGUCUGGAUAACUGACUGAGAGAGUCAAAUCAGGAAACCUUUUCUGAGCCUUAAUAUCGUCUAACGGGACCACUGACGAAAAAAUACCAAUGACUGUGAAAAUAACUUACCUGCCAUGAGCAAGGACAGUGUAUGUUGCAUACGUGUGUCAUAUGUGGUGCCUUAUAUGAGUUCAAGUGGAAGUGGCCGCUACACUCUGCUUGUUACAGCACUCUUAGCUUUAUAGGCCACUUAUCAUCUGCCUGGGCCUGUGUCUAGCUUUGCUGCCUGCCAAUACGUUUUCUCUUAAUUGUUAAGCGUUGACUAACUGUUUUUUUUUGUAUUACUUUAAAAUGAGGCUCAGAGUUUACAAUAAAACUGAUGUGGUUAAGUGGUU